This is a messenger RNA of Brachypodium distachyon (stiff brome), 2203 nucleotides long. RefSeq names its product probable serine/threonine-protein kinase At1g01540. NCBI's taxonomy places the organism in Eukaryota, Viridiplantae, Streptophyta, Magnoliopsida, Poales, Poaceae. The transcript has 6 exons. The record is from RefSeq and is a predicted model, not a curated record. Gene Ontology annotation, biological process: protein phosphorylation. The coding region runs from base 111 to 1826 and encodes 571 amino acids. Gene Ontology annotation, molecular function: ATP binding; protein kinase activity.
GAUUCGUCACACCGCACAGAUAGACCUCACACGAAGCCUCCCAAAUCAGCAGACAUCGGCACUUCACCGCCAUCACCCCCCGUCUCCCUCCUCCGCUCUGCGGAAUUUGCAUGCAUGCGCCAAUAGAUCGACCAAACCCACAAGCCUCCACUCACACGGCUCGGCGUCCGCGGGCAGCAGAAGCAGCCAUGGCCUCCCCGCCGCCAUCCAGGAAGUUGUCGCCGCCCGCCUCACGGCCGCGGCCCGUGGCCAAAAGCCCCCCUCGCCGCCUCUCCCAUCCCCCGCCUCAUCCACGGCCACGGCCGCCGCCGCAGCGCCAGCACCUCCACGGGCAGCAGCACAAGCAGCAGGGACGCGCGACGACGUCCUCCGCGUGGAGCGUCGGGUCCAUGAGCGCCCGGCUCUCGCAGCGCACCCCCGUGCUCGGCCUCCGCGCCUGGGUCCUCGUUGCCGCGGGAGGCGCCGCGGUCGCCCUCGCCGUCCUCCUGCUCGCCGUCUGCCUCUGCCGCUGCCGCCGGCGCCGGCGCCGGUGCCCCCGCGUCGCCCCUAGCCUGCACCACACCAGCGCGAGGUCUCUCAAGCACCGCGCGCGCCAGGCCAUGGCGGAAGAACAUGCCGCCGCCGACGUCGAGGAGCCGCCCGUUCGCUGGCACCCAGCGUCGCCGCCUCCGCCGUUCCAGCCACCGUUCCAGCCUCCGAUAGAGGUCAUCAAGGCGGAGCAGGAGGCGCCGCUGAUUGCGGUGGAGUCCGCGAGGACCAGCGGCGAGACGGCGAGUAGCAGCGGAGGCGGGAGCGCACGCGAGUGGAGCACCGACAGCGGCGGCUGUGGCGGCGACGACGCGGAGCCCGAGGCGGCGCGGCGCGGAUGGGGCCGGCGGUACACGCGCCGGGAGCUGGAGGAGGCCACCGACGGGCUCGCCGCCUACAACGUGCUCGGGGAGGGCGGUUACGGGGUGGUCUACAAGGGCGUGCUCCGGGACUCCACCGCCGUCGCCAUUAAGAAUCUGCACAACAACAGGGGCCAGGCCGAGAAAGAUUUCCGGGUGGAGGUCGCGACGAUCGGGCGAGUUCGGCACAAGAAUCUCGUCAGCUUGCUUGGCUACUGCAGCGAGGGAGCCUGCAGGAUGCUUGUUUAUGAGUACAUGGAGAACAGUAACCUGGAUAAGUGGCUGCAUCAUGACGACAGCGAAGUUAGCCAGCUGAACUGGGAUACAAGGAUGCACAUACUUCUCGGAACAGCUAAAGGGUUGGCCUACCUUCACGAAGGGCUGGAGCCUAAGAUCGUGCACCGCGACGUCAAGUCCAGCAACAUCCUCCUGGACGGGCAGUGGAACGCCAGGGUCUCGGACUUCGGGCUCGCCAAGCUCCUCUGCUCCGAGAGGUCCUACGUCACCACCCGCGUCAUGGGGACCUUCGGGUACGUGGCGCCCGAGUACGCGAGGACCGGGAUGCUGAACGAGCGGAGCGACGUGUACAGCUUCGGGGUGCUGGUCAUGGAGAUGAUCACCGGGAGGACCCCGAUAGACUACACGAGGCCGACCGCGGAGGUGAACCUGGUGGAGUGGCUGAAGCGGAUGGUGGCGGAGAGGAGGGUGGAGGAGGUGGUGGACCCGAAGCUGCCGGAGCCGUGGCCGCCGUCCAAGGUGCUCAAGCGCGCCGUCCUGGCCGCGCUCCGGUGCGUCGACCCCGACGGCGGCCAGCGGCCCACCAUGGGCCACGUCGUGCACAUGCUCGAAGACGACAUCAGAUUCAGAGACGAGCUCCAACUUGCGAGGGAUCUGUCGCCUCACGCGUCGUCGUCGGGCAGCUACGAGCGCGAGGAGUGAACGCGACGGACGGACGGAAGGACGAGCGGCUCGUUGCGAUUGCGAAUAAGAGCUAAUUAAUGUUCGUGCACAAGUCGAUCGAGCCUCUUUCCUUCUUCGGCUGGUGUUUAUUUCCAGGGCAGCAAAGCAAUGGUCGGCCGAAGACUAUUAGCACUGGCACUACGCUGCGCCCACUGCCAAUAUUUAGUAAACAUAACAGGUUCUUUAUAUGAUCAACACAAAGGAAGUACGUUUAUGCUUCAAACUCCUUGCGAGAUGUCACGUCCUUGUUUGGUAGUAUUACUACUGGUGUUUGGUCUAUGCUCCUUUAGUUGUUGCUCCUCUAUGUACGAAGCAGCUCAUUCAAUUCCAGCUCAAUGCCCGCGUGGCCGCCAUCA